AGAAGACCAGGAUAAUUAAAAAGAGAGAGAAGAAAUUUUCAUCUAGGUAAAAAAAAAAAAAAAACAUAUCGGGAAAAAUCAUCGUUUUCGCUAAGAGAAGGAAAAGUUUCUCUUUUUUUUCUUCCGAACGAAUGAUCACAAUUUCUAUAUCCUUCGUGGAACAAAAAAAUUGUGCAAGCUCUCUCGUUUCUUACGAAAAUAUUUCUUUACUUAAGUAAUUGUAAUAAUAAUAAUAAUAAUAAUAAUAAUAAUAAUUGUAAUCAUUAUCAUCAUCGUAAAGUUCGAAAGACAAAAGAACGGAAGAGCCUAAGAGAGAUACGUAUCAUCUUCCAUACAUAAAUCGUUAAGCGAAUUUCGAUUACCAUUUACGAAUAAAAAUCCUCUUUGCCGAUUGGCUGAUUUAUUUGUCCUACUGUUUGACGUAGCAUAAAAAGAGUAUAUUAAAUGAAUUAUUAAUAAAUUCAUGUUCACGAAGUAUACAAUUUAAAGAUUCAUAUUUGGUUGUGGAAAUAAAGUCAAAUAAAUUCGAUUAUGUUAAUUAAACGAUCGGACACGAUGAUCUUAUCGAUUUGAAAACAUUCGAAAUAAUGAGUACGAAAGAAGAAUCGAUCGAGCCAAAAUGGUACAUGAAAUUUUUCGAAUUUUGGAAAAAUCGUAAUAGAAUUGGUCCGGCUAAGGUCGAAUUAACGGAUUGUGAUUUCUUCAUCGUAGGACCACGUAGAACGUUGAGAGUAUUAAAGCCAAGUUUAAAGGGCGAAUGGUAUUACGAAAAUACUAAUGACAAUAGAUCCGAAACGAUAAAUGAUAAUUUUUUUGCUCGCUGGUCGAAAAGACCUCAUUCUUCUAACAACUGCAGAUGUUCUUUCCGACAAUCAAGCAGAUUGAGUACCAACGACGAAGAAAUUAUUUCGACGGAAUUAAAUCGUAUAAGAAAUAGUCUUCACGAAGGUUUAGAAAAAUCGGCGAAGGAUAUCGAAGAACUGGAACAAAGGGUAUCGGCUAAUCUUCAAAAAUUACAAAUACCCGACGUAAAACACGAUAAUAAUAAUGAAAGAAAAACAAAGGAUGAAAUUGAAUCAGAUCCUUCGAGAAGUUUACCUUUAACACCAUCGACGAACGAAGAAAUCAAAGAUAAAAAUAAAAUAGUCAAGGAUCUCGAAAGGUAUAUCAACGUUUUGCUCGAAGAAAUAUUAGACGAUACGGUUAACUAUGUUACCAAUUUAAAUGAAAAUGUUACAAAUGUUAAAUUCAAUGCGGAUGAGGAGAACAGAUUGAGAAUAGUUCGUCAGGACGAAUUGACAUCGAAAAAUAAUCCAAAGAAAAAAGAAAUAUUCAAUGAAAUUAAUUUUUCCUUUCAUACUGAUAAUCAGAACAUUCGACAAGAGAAUGAAAAUACGACCGUGGAAACAACGGGCUGCGGUGGAUAUUUAAAUCAUGCUUUUCUUGGUUCGGCACACGAUCCCGAUUGUAGCGAUUAUUAUAUACUUAAUUCUAAUGAGGUCAUUUUAGAACAAUUAGAUUGCAUAGAUUCUGGUAUAAAUAGUGUUGAAACGAUUGAAUUUCAACCUGAUCAAGAACCAAGUCUCGAACAAUCUCUCUUAAGAAUAAUCGAUGAAAAAUUAGGUAGAACUCCAUUGAAAACUAGUUGGGAAGAUUUGAGAACUAACAACGAUGAAAAACGUAACGAGUCUUCUCAAAAAAUUAAUGAAAAUAAUGAAGAAAAUAAAUUAAGUAAGUUAAAUGAUGUAGUUGUAAUGAAUGAAAAUGAUACAAAGGAUGAAGAAAUCGUAAUGGAUAUCAAACAAUUAGAGAGUUCGAUCGACGAUCCGAAAUUUGAAAAUGUACGAUUAGAAUUAGAAAACGAGAAUGUGGAAACUCCUGAUAAAAAAGAUAAAACGAUGGGAACGAAAUUUUGUGCAAGGUUUCGUAUGAAUAUUGAAAGAAGAUCUAAACGUAAUGACGAUAAAAAAAUAGAAACGAUUAAUAUUAGAAAAGAAACAACGACGCCUUUGGAGAUGGAGGAUUAUAGAAAAAAUUGGCCUAACUUGGACGAAUCAACGAUAUUGUCCAAUUGCGAACAAAAUCCGCACGAUUUUGUUGUAUUCCGAAGAAAUUGUAAACCAACGUUGGUUUUUUUACAUGGGUUUGGUUCAUCGGCAGAUAUUUUCGAACAUCAAUUGGAAUAUUUUUCAGCUAUGGGUUAUCCUUGCAUUGCUCCUGAUCUUUUAGGACAUGGUAUGAGCUCAGCGCCUGAUCGGUCGAAGGAUUAUCUCUUUAACAAGUUAUUGAAAGAUCUGGAGACGGUACUACAUUAUUACGCUUUUAAACCAGGUCAAAAAUGUAUCCUGAUAGCACAUAAUUACGGAUGCAGUUUUGCAACAGCAUUGGCUUGCAAAUACGAUAGCAAUAUUCAUCAACUUGUUCUAAUAUCCGGUGGUGGACCAACGCCAUUGGCACCGCCUACGAAAGAAGGUGCUGGACGAUGCUUUCUAAGAGCUAUUUUGUCACCACUUUUGAUGUGCGGCCUUCAUAGAGAUAUACUCUAUUCCGCAAGAGGUCGUCAACAUCCUUAUUGUGGUCCUGAACCAAUCGAACAAUGGCCAUCUCAUAUGAAAUACGUUUUGAAUGGGAUGGCUUGGCCUGAAGGAGAUUACGUUUUCCAUAGAAGAAUUUUUACGCCUUCUCUUCUUAUACAUGGAUUGAAGGAUAACAAAGUAUCGCUUGUACAAGAGUGUCAAAUGGAAAGGACUAUGGUAAAAGCUUUUCUCGAAGCUAUUCCAAGUGCGGGGCACACACCUAUGACGGAUUGUCCUGAUCAACUGAAUCAUAUGAUACAUUGUUUCAUAGAUUUGUGGAAGAAUAAGAACUGGUAGCAAUAUUAGUAUUUCGAUAUUGUUCAUUCCAGAUGAAAAAAUGUAAUCUCGAAUAAGCAAUGAUCGACACCGAAAUAUCAAGUUCUUUUUACGGGUAUUAAAACUCGUAGUUAGUUAAACAAAUUAGAUAAAUGAUAUUAAUAGUCCUCUUUCUUAUAUUUUUUUUUUUCUAUUAAAUUUUUAAAGUGUACAUA
Polistes dominula (European paper wasp) is the source of this 3067-nucleotide messenger RNA. RefSeq lists its product as uncharacterized. Gene Ontology annotation, biological process: acylglycerol catabolic process. Gene Ontology annotation, molecular function: monoacylglycerol lipase activity. Gene Ontology annotation, cellular component: membrane. Lineage: Eukaryota; Metazoa; Arthropoda; Insecta; Hymenoptera; Vespidae. The record is from RefSeq and is a predicted model, not a curated record.